UCACUGCUUGCAGAGCUCGCAUCGCAAUGGCGCCGAGGCUCGCGCUCCUCCUGGCCGUGACCCUCCUCUCCGCUGCUUCGACCUCGAGCGGGUGCGGAUCCGCCUGCCCGUCGCCGGGGACCCCCUACCCGCAGCCGCCGUCCGGAGGUGGUGGUGGUGGCGGUGGCGGCGGCGGCGGUGGUGGUGGCGGUGGCGGCGGCAACUCCAGCAGCAGCUGCCCGAUCGACACGCUGAAGCUGGAGGUGUGCGCGGACGUGCUGCAGCUGCUGAGGCUCAAUAUCGGCGUGCCGGACGACGAGCAGUGCUGCCCGCUGCUGCAGGGGCUCGCCGACCUCGACGCCGCCGUCUGCCUCUGCCUCGCCGUCCGGGCCAACGUCCUUGGUAUCGUGCUCGAUAUCCCCGUCGACCUCACCCUCCUCCUCAACUACUGCCACAAGGACCGCGUCGCCGGCUUCAUCUGCCCGGCCAAUUGAAGUUGAACGUAUAUGGAGUACGUGCGCCGUGCGCGUGCAUCCAUGCAUGCCACGUACUACGUGAUAUCUAUGUAUACUAGCUCCCGUCCGGGCCCAACAAGUUCCUGCACGCAUGCGAAGUCUACGUGUGGCAACUGCCAAACUGUUCUUGUGCAGCAACUUGUAAGCCGUAACGUCCCGUAGUAUAGAUAUAGAGAUUGGGUACGGUUGUACACGCGUGUCUAUC
Molecule: messenger RNA, 699 nt
Organism: Setaria italica (foxtail millet)
Lineage: Eukaryota; Viridiplantae; Streptophyta; Magnoliopsida; Poales; Poaceae
Product: cortical cell-delineating protein
Exons: 1
Coding region: 27-473 (148 amino acids)
Source: RefSeq, a predicted model, not a curated record